Messenger RNA from Porites evermanni, 312 nucleotides. The record is from the annotation of a GenBank genome assembly. NCBI's taxonomy places the organism in Eukaryota, Metazoa, Cnidaria, Anthozoa, Scleractinia, Poritidae.
CUCUAUAACGGACAUAAAAGGGUGCAUGGGAUAAAGUUUCAGUCCGUAGUUGCUCCAAAUGGGCUUAUCGCAAGUCUGUUUGGUCCAGUCGAGGGCAGGAGACACGAUAGUGGUAUGCUAGUCGACUCAGGACUUCUGCAAGAAUUAUCGCAUUACUCGUUUGCACCGGACGGGACACCCUUAUGCGUUUAUGGCGACCCUGCCUACCCUUUGCGUGUCCACUUACAAGGGCCCUUCAAAGGCGCUCAUUUGACACCAGCAGAGCAACAGUUCAACAAGGCCAUGAGCCAAGUCAGAGUUUCGGUAGAAUGG